Messenger RNA from Colletotrichum lupini, 432 nucleotides. RefSeq lists its product as uncharacterized. The record is from RefSeq and is a predicted model, not a curated record. The transcript has 2 exons. Lineage: Eukaryota; Fungi; Ascomycota; Sordariomycetes; Glomerellales; Glomerellaceae. Bases 1 to 432 code for a protein of 143 amino acids.
AUGUCUUUCUACGAAGGGGACAGCCGCACCGGUCCUCAACCAGCGCCGCCGCCCCGAGCCCUCACGGCCGGCGAGAUCGGAGCCAUCAUCGGCACUGUCAUAGUCUUCAUUGGCGUCGUGGGCGCGCUGUUCUUCUACCGCACACACAAGGCCAAGAGGCGUCGUGCGGAGCACGGCGAGAGGGUUGACGACGAUGACGACGACGAACACCGGCUGCACGACACGAGGCAUCAUAAAGGCGAAGACGGGAUAUUCCAAGGAGGAGGGAAAGUGGUGACGAAACCGCUCCCGGCGAGGAAAAAGACGUGGGACCCGUAUGAAGGGGCGAAGACGGAUGACUCGGAUGGAAAGGGUGCGAUCAUGAACUCUAGGAGGAGACACUCGUUGGACAACGCGCCGCUGUUUGGUGGUUUGGCUUUGAGUCUCGAUUGA